AUGGGUAAAGGCAAAAACAAGGGCGAAAUGCGCGAUUCUCGCGGUGGUAAAUCCACAUCGUCACAUUCUGGCAAAUCUCAUCACCGCAGAGGUGAAAUAAAACAUGGGAAAGCUAGCAAGAGUAAUUUUCCUGUCAAGCUAGCUAUGUGGGAUUUUGAUCAUUGUGAUCCAAAGCGGUGCAGUGGUAAGAAAUUGGAGCGGGUCGGAGUUAUUCAGUCGCUCCGCGUGGGUCAGAAAUUUCAAGGUGUUGUGGUUUCUCCCAAUGGGAAGGGCGUUGUUUGUCCCAAUGACAGAGAAAUCGUAGAAAUGAACGGCGUUGCAGUGGUAGAGUGCUCGUGGGCUCGGCUGGAGGAAGUCCCUUUUAACAAAAUUGGUGGUAAAAACGAGCGACUUUUGCCGUAUCUCGUAGCGGCCAAUCAGGUCAACUACGGCCGGCCUUGGAGGUUGAACUGUGUAGAAGCUAUUGCGGCUUGCUUCGCGAUUGUCGGACGCAUGGAUCUCGCGUCAGAAUUGCUGUCGCACUUUUCAUGGGGGCUAGGUUUCUUGGAAGUUAACAAAGAGCUACUUGAGGUCUACCAGCAAUGCACAGACCAGGAUUCGGUGAAAGAAGCAGAGGCUAAGUGGCUAGAAAAAAUAGAAAAGGAAGCAUUUGAGCGGAAAUCUCAGGCAAAUACGGAGGAUAUAUGGCUCAUGGGAAAUGUGAAUAGACAAACAGCGCACCCGACAGACUCUGAGGACGAAACCGAGAACGAACAAGCAGAGGAUACUGCUGCAAGUCUCUCGGAUGGUGCAGAGCCGACACGAGGGAUCAUAACAGCUUCAAAAUAUGAUAAACUGGGCAAUGUGAUAGAAUCUGGCUCAGAAACCUCUUCUUUGGCGGAUACAUCCACAUCUGAUCAAAGUGACCAAUUCAAUGCACUCCAUAUAUCUAAAUAG
Messenger RNA from Lachancea mirantina, 936 nucleotides. NCBI's taxonomy places the organism in Eukaryota, Fungi, Ascomycota, Saccharomycetes, Saccharomycetales, Saccharomycetaceae. The record is from the annotation of a GenBank genome assembly.